GUUAUAGUUCUGCCAUCUAUCAUGUUCACAAUUGAAGUCGUUUAAAACAAAUAGAAAAUAUUGAUUCUUCUUCUUGUCCUUAAACCCAGUAAAAUUAUCGGCUGCUGACAAGAUUACUCUUGUGAUUGAGGAGUAACGUGUCUUGUGUCACUCACACAAGUGUUAUUGUAUGACACCGUUAGCCAAAACUCAAUUUCCGACUCUCGAGUGUUGUGUGGUGUAAGAGACUCGUUACGUUAAAUUAUAAAGACAUGAUAUUGAUAACAGCUAUUGGCACAUACAGCAUUUAUGAAGGAUUAAAUGACGUUAUCAUGUUACAAUUAUUGCCGCAUUUCUAAGAUUUAGAUAGAGAGGUAGAAAUUGUCUGGCAUGAAUGACAUUUUAAGAAUUUUAAAUCAGAAUGUCAGUUUUUAAUGAGCAUCAGUUUGAGAAGAGACUGCAGUUGCUUAAGGACUCUCAAGAAAGUAUACAGUCUUUGUCAACAUGGUGCUUGCAGCAUAGGCAGCAUCACAAGAAGAUUGUAGCGUGUUGGUUGCGUAUUCUGAAGAAAGUGAGGAUUGAACAUCGUUUGACUCUUUUUUAUCUGGCAAAUGAUGUAAUCCAGUACAGCAAGCGGAAGAAUUAUGAAUUUGUGGAGAGUUGGGGUACUGCUCUUCAGAGAGCAACAACUAUGGUUCGGGAAGAGAAAGUAAAACACAGAAUACUUCGCAUAUUCAAAAUUUGGGAUGAACGUGGUAUAUAUGAUGAAGCCUUCAUAUCUGAUCUCUCGGGACUUCUGAGUACAACGACCAAGAAAACGAGUACUGAAAUGGUCACUGACACUUCAGAUUUUCAGCCUCCUGUACUGAUUGCCAAGAUUCGCAGCUGCAAGAAGCUGGAAGACGAUACUGAUCUGAAAUUGAAGAGGCUGAAUGAAAGUCGUCUCUCUUUCUCAGAUGCAGAUGCUUUAUUUAGUCAUUUGAAAGGUUGCCGUAAUGUUACAGAUAGGAGGCAAGGGGAUGACAUAGUUGCAGAAGUUGAUGAAGGUGUCAGCAAAAUGCAGGGAUUUGUGAGAGCUUUGGAACUGGAGAUAAAAGAGAGGAAUGUUCUUAUCGAAUUACUUGAACAUGCUGAUGCCUUCUACGAAACUCAAAAAGGAGAGGCUAAAGUUGUAGCCAAUGCCUACAGGAAUUUUGGUAGCCGUGUAAAGAAUCUGAAGCGUCGUCUCGAUGAAUUGAUUCCCACACUGAAGGACAUCAGUCCUGUCCCAUCUCCGGACAUUAAUGCUCCGUCUCCAUCACCAGAUUCAGAUAUUGAAUUGCCAGGCGAAAAUGACAAUACAGGAUCAAUUGGUGACUCUUUCUUUAAUUCGUUUAAUGCAAAAGCUCAUCCUAUCAAAACAGUUUUGCAAGAUGAAACACAGCCACAGCAGCAACAGCAUUCAUUGGACAAUUGCUUCACAAGUUUCAUGGGAAGCACAUCUCUACCAUUUGAUAUACAGAAAAGCCUAUUCAGUGAAACCAGUACAGAGGGUUUGUUAUCCCCUUCUCCUAUACCAGCAUUAGAUGAUCCAGGCGGUGUUCCAUUGCUUUCCACAACACCAGCAUCAGAGGGUAAGCCAAUUGAAGUAAUAAACUCAAGAACGAAGCCCGAUGAAGGAUUCAACAUCACUGAGUUCUUGAAGUCUUUGAUUCCGUCAGGAAGCAGUCCAAUCAUUCCAGGUCUUAAUGUGGAUCCAACUCCGCAGAGCACAGUUCCACAGUCAGCACCAAAAUCCAUUUACAGUCCAACUACAGAACUGAACACAACAGACCAGUAUGAUUAUCCUGGAGACACAUCAUCCACUCCUCUACAACCUCCCCCAUUGCCACCAAAUUUAUUUUCUUUAGAAGAACCAUCUUACAAAUAUGACCAAUCAAUUGAACGAGAGGAAGAUGCUUGGAACACUAAAUUACCCCCCAAAUUUCCCACUUGGGGUGAUACUGCCCCAGGUUGGGAAAGAGAAGAAAGUGACAAAACAACUGAGUGGAUGCCAGUCAUGCCCCCAAACAAGGUUCCACCACUCUCCUUGGACACUCCAGAGUCGCCUCCCUUGUAUGAGAAGGAGGGUUUCAGUGAUCCAGUUGAAUAUGAUGAUUCCGUGGUUGAACCUGAUCUGAUGUCCAGCAGUGGAGAUGUAGAUCACCGCACACUGGUGCAGUUGCCACAGAUCAGUCAUACAAAAGAUACUGAUUGUCGAAUCCAACUCCCAGUGAAACACAUGAAGGAUACAGAUCACCGUGUGAUUCUGCCUGUCACUACAGCAAAUCAUGCCAAAAAAGAUAUGGACCACCGCCCAAUGAUACCUCGUAAGAAGGAUGUGGACCAUCGUAAUCUUAUUAGUUUGACUGGUUCUCCUGUACGUGAUCAUUCAACAUUGCAUCCUCCACCCACUCCUCCAUCUUUAAACUGGUCUCAUAAUGACCAAGAUUAUCGUACUACAGUAACAGCCAGUAACUUAGGCAAGAAGGAAAUGCUGCAACAGAGAGAUCAGGAUUACAGGUUACACCAGCCUCAUUCUAUGGUCCGCAGGCAGCUAGACGAAACCCAAGAUAAUGUCGAAAGCGUGGAUAUGGAGAUGAGCGAUGAGGAAAUGAUAGAUGACAUUGCAAGCGAGAAAAAGGAAGCAAUGAUGGAAAAAGAUAAAGGUUUUGAAAUGUCUCAAAAUAAUAAACCUGUUAUAUCGUUCAACAUAAACAGUCAUUCAAAGGUUUUAGCCAAUUCACCACUAAAUGAAGUAAAAGAAGAACAAAUAAGACACCGAACUCGUAUAUAUGGCUGUCAGAAGAUACCAACUAUAAGUGGCAUAGGAGGAAGUACACAUUCUCCACGUGGAAUGGGACCUCGUCCACGUGUACCACUUCUGACAGCCCCUCCAGUUGUCAAGAGGCUUCCCCCUCCUAACUUACCAAGGGGUUUCAGACCUUCCAUGAUGGCUCCUCCACCACCCCUUCCACCUCUCCCUCCUCAUGUAGGCCUAUUACCACAGCCAGAGAGUUUCAAUGUAACAAUUGAAAUAAAACCUCAGUCAGAAAUUGAAUCCUGCAGUGAAGUUCAAGGCAAUGUGUCUUGUGUAGAAUUUGCAGUGGAAGAGGAAGUAACCACAGAAUCACUACUGCCGCCACCACCACCACCACCUCCUCCUCCACCCCCACCCCUAUCCAUAUCAGAAACUGUUGUGGGAGUACAGGAGAAACCAGCAAUAAAAGUGAAUAAUGAUAUGAGAAAGUGGAGUGCUGCUGAUCCAGACAUAGAAAAGGAGAGAGCUGAAGUGGACCUUGGCAGUACUGUUACAGAAGGUGUGCAGACAGAUGAAACUGCUGGAGACUCCCCAAAUCGUAAAAAGGAAGAAGCAGCUGAGGAAACUAUAACACAGGACAAAACUAUUACAGAAACUGAACCUGUUGCAAAAAUAACAAAUGAACCUGUAGUUAAACAUGUGGAGGUAGAUGGCAGUGAACAUUGGAUGAAUAAUGAAUUAGCAGAACUUGAGCAACUUGAUAUGGGCAGAACAGAGCAGGACAGGGGCCAGAGAGGCCGAGGUCGUUUAUUCAAGACCUUUCCACAUGGGGGAUUUAUGCCAAGGGCAAGACCAAUGUGGAAUGGACCAAGACGUGGUGGUCCUCCUGUCCGAUUUCCCUUCCGGCCUCCUCUUGAUAGACCGUUUGGUAGAGGACAUAGAGGAGGUUUUAGGCCUUUCAGGGGAAAUCGUGGGCAUUUUGGUGGAUGGUGA
Molecule: messenger RNA, 3751 nt
Organism: Cryptotermes secundus
Lineage: Eukaryota; Metazoa; Arthropoda; Insecta; Blattodea; Kalotermitidae
Exons: 10
Coding region: 401-3751 (1116 amino acids)
Biological process (GO): mRNA 3'-end processing
Cellular component (GO): RNA polymerase II, holoenzyme
Molecular function (GO): RNA polymerase II complex binding
Source: RefSeq, a predicted model, not a curated record